AGAGAGAGAGAGAUGCACAAUAAUAUGGGUUGCCUAACUCAUAAGGUUCUUGUGUUGAUAAUUGCUUCAGCAUUGGGGGCAUCGUCACUGGCGGCAACCACCGUACCGGAGCAGCAGAAAGCGGACAGGGUGGGGCGGCUGCCGGGGCAACCACCGGUCGGUUUCAAGCAAUACGCCGGUUACGUCACUGUUAACGUCACUCAUGGAAGAGCACUCUUCUAUUGGUUCUUUGAAGCCACCACCAAUCCUCACCAGAAACCUCUCCUCUUGUGGCUUAAUGGAGGUCCGGGAUGCUCGUCAAUAGGAUACGGGCAAUCGGAAGAGUUGGGACCUUUCUUUCCUCAAAAGGGAAAACAACCAAAACUUAAAUUUAACAGCAACAGUUGGAACAAAGCGGCCAACUUACUAUUUAUAGAAUCCCCCGUUGGUGUUGGAUUUUCGUACACAAACACAACUAGUGAUAUUGGUGAACUCGGUGACACUAUCACAGCCCUGGAUUCAUAUAACUUUUUGUUGGGCUGGUUUGAAAGAUUUCCACAGUUCAAAUCCCAUGACUUCUUCAUUGCUGGCGAAAGUUAUGCAGGGCACUAUGUGCCUCAGCUAGCGGAACUUGUUGUAGACAAAAACAAGAAUGCAACCAAAGAUGAUUAUAUCAAUAUCAAGGGCAUUAUGAUAGGAAACGCGGUUUUGGACGACGAGACGGACUUCAAAGGGCUGAUCGACUACGCAUGGGACCACGCAGUUAUAUCGGAUGCAUUGUACAGCCAAAUACAGAAAACAUGCAAUUUCAGCACCCCUAAUUUCAAUUUCACCAAAGAAUGCGACGACGCUCUCGACGAAUAUUUCAGCGUUUAUUACAUCAUCGACAUGUAUAGUUUGUACGCUCCUACUUGCGUCGUCGAUGCAAAUACAAAUUCCACAACAAAACCACGCGUUCCAAGGCUUCUAAAGUCGAAAAUCGCGAGUCACGGAAGGCGGAUGAGGAGGCCGUUAUCGGGAUACGAUCCUUGUUUAUCGGAAUAUACCGAGUUGUAUUUAAAUAGGGCUGAUGUUCAAAAAGCACUUCAUGCUAAUGUUACGAAAAUCCCUUACCCGUGGGCGCAUUGCAGUGACAAUAUCACUUUCUGGAAUGACGCACCGAUGUCCGUACUCCCGAUAAUCAAAAAACUUAUUGCUGCGGAUCAACGAGUUUGGAUUUUCAGUGGAGAUACAGAUGGUAGAGUUCCAGUAACAGGAACAAGAUACUCUCUGCAGAAGUUGGGAUUAACUAUAAAAAAUGAUUGGACUCCUUGGUACACUUACAACAAACAGGUUCGUAUUUAGCACCGCUAAUUUGAGAAAAUUAUAUUUUUCACCCCUCAAAUUUACCUCAAUUCCACAUUUAGUCCCUCUUGUUCAUAAGAAACAGAUUCAGUCGUCCUCCUGUUUCAAUAAUUUAAUAUUUAUGGUCAUUUUCGUCAAUUUACCGUGAGUCCGUCAGUCUACAUGAUUUCGUAAUUAAAUAUUUAUGGUCAUUUUCGUCGAUUUACCUUGAUUUCAUAAAGUACUAAAGGAAAAUUAACGAAAAUGACCAAAAAUCUUAA
This is a messenger RNA of Erythranthe guttata (spotted monkey flower), 1583 nucleotides long. Lineage: Eukaryota; Viridiplantae; Streptophyta; Magnoliopsida; Lamiales; Phrymaceae. The record is from RefSeq and is a predicted model, not a curated record.